Molecule: messenger RNA, 3546 nt
Organism: Budorcas taxicolor (takin)
Lineage: Eukaryota; Metazoa; Chordata; Mammalia; Artiodactyla; Bovidae
Gene: CXHXorf38
Product: chromosome X CXorf38 homolog
Exons: 7
Coding region: 23-979 (318 amino acids)
Source: RefSeq, a predicted model, not a curated record
GCCGCGCCGGCCAGGUCUGGACAUGGUGCUCUCUGAGCUGGCCGUGCGCCUCAACUGCGCCGAGUAUAAGAACUGGGUGAAAGCGGGCCACUGUCUUUUGCUGCUGCGCGGCUGUUUGCAGGGCUUCGUCGGCCGCGAGGUGCUCGCCUUCCACAGCAGCCUGCUCGCCGCCGCCCCCGGCCUGGGUCCCCACGCCGCCUGCAGCAGCGGCUCGCGGUGCAGCCCUCGCGCCCGCCAGUUUCAGCCUCAGUGUCAGGUGUGCGCAGAGUGGAAACGGGAGAUUUUGAAACAUCACACCAACAGAAAUGGAGACGUCCACUGGGGAAACUGCCGGCCGGCCCUGUGGCCGGUCGACGCCUGGGAGGUGGCCAAGGCCUUCAUGCCCCGAGGACUGGCAGACAAAACAGGACCUGAGGAAUGUGACGCAGUUGCUCUUCUGAAUCUCAUCAACUCCUGCGAUCACUUCGUGGUUGAUCGAAGAAAAGUCACAGAGGUGAUUAAGUGUCGUAACGAGAUCAUGCAUUCUUCAGAGAUGAAAGUAUCUUCUGUAUGGCUACGAGAUUUUCAGAUGAAGAUCCAAAAUUUUCUAAAUGAAUUCAAGAAUAUCCCAGAGAUUGUGGCAGUAUACUCCCAAAUAGAACAGCUGUUGACAUCUGACUGGGCUGUUUACAUCCCUGAGGAAGAUCAGCGAGAUGGGUGUGACAAAGGAGUUUACCUGAGUGAGAGCCAAGUAAACGAGAUAGAAAUGGAAUUACUAAAGGAAAAACUUCAAGAGCUCUAUCUUCAAGUAAAAGAACAAGAGGUGUUGCCCGAAGAGAUCUUAAACCAACUGGAAGUGGUGAAAGAAUUUCUAAGAAACAAUGAGGAUCUUAGAAAUGGUCUGACAGAAGAUAUGCAGAAGCUGGACAGCCUCCGUCAACAGCAUCUAAAACCAGAUUCAAAGGAACCUGGGGUACAGACACCUGAAGGGAAGGCCUGAGGUCGACCUUCCACAAAGAUCAGGCGUGUUCUAUGAAAGUUGCCCAGGCUUCCAUCUCAGGCAUCCUUUUCUGGGCAAAAGGAAAAACUCUCCCGAGUACUCCACUCAAACAAAAAGGGAUUUGUAUUGUCUUCUCCUGGACUUUCCUUUGACUCUUUGGGAGUAUUAUUUUUUUUUAACAUUCACAAGCUUGGUGGUGUUAUCUGUACCAACCAAAAAAUAUUAGAUACUCUUGUACCAAACUUGGUAUCAUCCAGGGUUUUUUUUUGUUGUGGUUUGUUUUUCAGGUUUUGUUUUUCGUUUUGUGUUGCUCUUUAAAAGGUGACAUUCUUUUCUGCUCCUAAAACUCUAACUGCUUCAACAGUAAACACACACCCUUGCCUCAAAGUCUCAGUCGUGAGGAUGCCCACAGGUGGGCUGUGAUGUAUUGAUGUUGAGAUAGAAAUCCUUCCUUCUUGCCAGCAUUUCCAGUUAGUACAGAACUGUGAGUUCCCCUUUCUGGUAGCCUGAGACAGUAAGACAGAGAGCUGGGCUGAGAACACAGUAACUUGACUGACAGCAUAGGGGGAGGGCCCAGGCUGGUAUCACAGCUCUUUCUGUUCAGUUAUUCCAAGUGCUGAGUGCAGGGUGUGGUCCGUGUGUGCUUGAUGAAUAUUCCUUAACUAAAGGGUCAGCUGAUAGUGUAGAGGUAUUCAUAGAUAUAAAUAUUCAUUACAUUGUUAACCAAGAUUGGUCCUUUGUUAUGAGGUUUAAGAAGGAAAUUUGAACAUUCUUAUGGAAGUUCAAAGACGUCAUUUUCUUUCAGCAACUUCACAGAUUCACUCUGUUCCUCUUACCCCAAAAGUCAUCCACUUUCAGCUUUGUCCUAUUUGUUUCUUGAACUGCAAAUCCCUGUCCUGUUGUGUGCAGUAGUCUGUGGGAUUAGCUUUACCCUCACCUUCCCCCACGUCUGCUCAUCUUCAAAGCCAGUGGGCUUCCCUUGUAGCUCGGCUGGUAAAGAAUCUGCCUGCAAUGCAGGAGACCCAGGUUUGAUUCCUGGAUUGGGAAGAUCCCCUGGAGAAGGGAUAGGCUACCCACUGUAAUAUUCUUGGGCUUCCCUAGUAGCUCAGAUGGUAAAGAAUCCACCUGCAGUGCAGGAGACCUGGGUUUGAUCCCUGGGUUGGGAAGAUCCCCUGGAGGAGGAAAUGGCAACCCACUCUAGUAUUCUUGCCUAGAGAAUCCCCAUGGAAAGAGGAGCCUGGUGGGCUAUAGUCCAUGGGGUCGCAAAGAGUUGGAGAUGGCUGAGUGACUAAGCACAAAAGCACAGCGGUGCUGAGCUAGGCCAUGUUGCCCCUGGAUCUUCAGGGACAGACUUGCCACAUUCCCUGCUGCCUGGAGAAAGUGCUUCCAGUCCGAGCCCAAGUGAAGCCCUGCUCCUUUGCUUACUCAGCUGCCCAUCAAGGAUGUGAUUUUUAGGGAAUGGGGGUAGGGGAUAUAUUUGGUGUAUUUUUACAUUAAAAUGCAUUGAAUGUAAUUGUGUAAAACCUGGAUGAAUGCACAUAUGCCUGUAACUUCCUGCUUUCAUCUUUCAUGCUACUAUUUGGUCUUUAAUCUUGCUUUUUCUUUCUCCCUUUAUUUCAUGGAAUACCUUUAGAAGACUUCAGUAAUACAGUGGCAAUUUUCUUUCAUCUUGGAACCCCCCCCUCCAACCAAACUAAGAAACUUCAUGAAAUGUUUCAUAGUUUCUAGAUAUAAAGUAACAAAACUUGUGAUCAAAUCAAAUAUUGACUCACUAACCAAUUUAAGAUCUGGUUUCUCACCUUAGGAACUUUGGGUUAUGAAUACUUUCAUUUCAUUCCUCUUGUAUCUAUUUAGUUUUUCCUUAUCUACCAAACAAACAUUUAUCAAGUGUCAGCCACAUGUCAGGCACUGAAGUAGAUGCAAAAGUGAAGAUUUGUACAGUAUGGACAAUGGUAUGCGAGCUCUCAUCUUACUGGAUUUAUUGUCUGCUCUGAUGAAUUGAAUGAAUUCAGGGAAUUCCCUGGUGGUCCAGUGGUUAGGACUCAGUACUUUCACUGCAUGAGCCCCAGGUUCAAUCCCUGGUGUGAGGGACUAAGAUCCUGUGACCCACGAGGUGUGGCCACCAUUUAAUAUAAGAAGACACGUCCAGAGGGGGCUUUAAAGCAAACUGUGUGUACAGGAACAUCAACCUUCUGGAUCUCUGUACGAGGGCACAGAGCGUGCACAGAAGGGUGUUCACAGCAGUCUUGGCAGGCGGCCAUGGAGAGAGGACCGGUUAAAUAAUCACAGCACAUCCAUGUUGCCGAGAAUUGCACAACUGUUAAAAAAGGAGGAGGUAAGGCUGCCAUGCUUUGAUAGGAAAUGAUGUCUAAGACAUACAGAUAGAAAAGCAGAAUGUAUAACAAUGCAUAGCAUGCUAUAAAACUAUGGCGCUUUCAGAUAACGGAGAUCUGGAAAGCUGUGUGCUUUUCCCAAGCUUUUUUCCCAGGUCACCUCUGCGAGAAGAAUUGGGGUCAAAUUUGGCUUUUCUGUCCUUGGCACACUCCCAUAUGGAAUUUGAAUGACAA